Messenger RNA from Anneissia japonica, 731 nucleotides. RefSeq names its product 60S ribosomal protein L12-like. Gene Ontology annotation, biological process: translation. NCBI's taxonomy places the organism in Eukaryota, Metazoa, Echinodermata, Crinoidea, Comatulida, Comatulidae. Gene Ontology annotation, molecular function: structural constituent of ribosome; large ribosomal subunit rRNA binding. The transcript has 5 exons. Bases 129 to 626 code for a protein of 165 amino acids. The record is from RefSeq and is a predicted model, not a curated record. Gene Ontology annotation, cellular component: ribosome; cytosolic large ribosomal subunit.
CGUCGGCCUUUUUACGCCUAGUGCUGGAACAAGGUGUAGUGCAACUUUUCGGUAGUGUCCACAAUCGGGCUCAUCCGACACUAACGCCUCGUUUUUUAUAAGCAAAAAGUUCAGAAAAAAGCAGAGAGAUGCCACCUAAAUUCGAUCCUAAUGAAAUUAAAAUCGUGUGCCUGAGAGCCGUUGGAGGUGAAGUUGGAGCUACAUCCACCCUCGCUCCAAAAAUUGGACCUUUGGGUUUAUCUCCAAAAAAGGUUGGUGAUGAUAUCGCCAAGGCCACUCAGGACUGGAAGGGUCUGAAGAUCACUGUCCAAUUGACCAUCCAGAAUCGACAAGCAAAAGUCACUGUAGUGCCUAGUGCUUCUUCCCUCAUCAUCAAAGCUCUCAAGGAACCCCCACGUGAUAGGAAGAAGGUCAAGAACAUCCAGCACAGCGGUAACAUUAGUCUUGAACAGGUCAUUGACAUCGCCCGUAUUAUGCGUGAACGUUCGAUGGCUAAGGAACUCAGCGGUACUGUGAAGGAGAUUCUCGGAACUGCUCAGUCUGUUGGUUGCACCGUAGAGGGCCAAGCACCUCAUGAUGUUAUCGAUUCAAUCAACAGUGGUGAAGUUGAUAUACCUGAGAAUUAAAUGAUUGCAGUGGAGAGGGGAAAUGGCAACAUUCGAAUCCAGCAACGAUAAUGCACUUCUAUUUCUUGAAGUUUGUAAAUAAAAGAUGCAUUUUAUGAAAUCAAA